AUGGUGGCAGUAGUAGUAGCUGCAAUUAUAGUUGCAUGGACCUCGUACCCGUCAUUCCGACAAGCGACGCUUGCCCGACUAAUUGCGACAACUCUGAAUCUACUUCGUCGAGUGUGGUCGUUGCCGAAAUGGGCGCUGUCUCCUUUCGCCAUUGGCCGGGACGAAUGGUUGUGGGUUCGAGGCUGGCGGGACUCGGCGAAGGCCUGGGCUGAGCUGGAUUGGGCCGGAGGCCAACAAGCUCUGGCGAAUGGUGAGGAUGGCAAGAACUUGAAGGAACCAGAGUUGCCGAGGGACUGGCUGGAACAGAUGCCAUUUGGCGGCCAGCAACGCUUUGACUUGGUGCCAGUUGGGCAAACUUGCAAGGAAAGUGGGCCUCAGCCGCUGGACGGUGGCCAGGCUCGAGGCCGGUGCGCAGGUGAGCGGCCAGAAUGA
Molecule: messenger RNA, 432 nt
Organism: Protopolystoma xenopodis
Lineage: Eukaryota; Metazoa; Platyhelminthes; Monogenea; Polystomatidea; Polystomatidae
Source: the annotation of a GenBank genome assembly